Messenger RNA from Exophiala bonariae, 324 nucleotides. RefSeq lists its product as uncharacterized. The transcript has 2 exons. Lineage: Eukaryota; Fungi; Ascomycota; Eurotiomycetes; Chaetothyriales; Herpotrichiellaceae. Bases 1 to 324 code for a protein of 107 amino acids. The record is from RefSeq and is a predicted model, not a curated record.
AUGUCCAACAUCGAUGUGCAACCAAUGGUCGACAAAGCUCGUGAUCUAAGUCAGCGAGCGGAAAUAGAAGCAAGAGACGGGAACCCAGAUCAUCGGAACACUCAGUUGAUCAAGGAAUGUCGGGCAAUGGUUCAGGAAUUCAUUGAGGCCGAGGAAAAGAUCAAGAAUGAACUCAAUGAGCUGCAGGAGACCCCUCCGGAUGAGAAUAGCCACGGACGGGGCGGUGCCGGUGACAAGCUCAGGAAGCUAGAUUCCAAGCUGAAUAACUUGAAAGAGGCCCACCGCAGUUUGGAGAGGAACAUGGGAGGUUUAUAUCGUAGAUAG